AUGGAGCCGGCCAGUCUGCUUGUAAGCGUGGUUGCUCUCUAUCCUAUUUGCAUUCAAGGCUAUCGCACAUUCACCUCUAUCAGGGACUUUCAGAGCACUAGCUCUGCGUUAUUCUGGAAGCUGAAGACCCAGGAGCUUAGAUUCACUACCUGGGGCGAUGCUCACAGCUUCAAAGACGCCGAAGUGACCGAGGACUAUCCAACGGUCGCCCCAGCACAGUUUCAAAAAUACUCCAAGCGAGUACUUGAACUUGUACAUGGCGUGCUGGUGGCUAUGCAGGAAGUAAUGCACGAUGUUGACAAGCUUGUAGAUCGGUAUGGGCUCGAAGUUCUCGACCCAAUUUCUGUGGAUCAAUCCGCGGCCGGGAAAGCAUCGCAGAAAUCGAUCAGGCUGCGUGCUAGAUGGGCGAUUCGGGACAGAAAGGCAUUUGAAGCCCUUAUCGACGAUCUCAGAGACUUCAAUGACGCCCUUGACGCUACCUUGACGCCGAUGGUGCUGCAACUUGUGGACUUUAGUGUUCGGAGUCAACUUACUGCCUCUGCUGGACGGGUUGAAGACCUUCAAACCAUCAGAGCAAUGGACAAUCAAAGUGGACUAUUGCGCAAUAUGGCAAGCUUCAAGUCCUUGAACCUCACGCUCCAGGAACAACGUCCCACUAUUUUAACACAAAAUGCGAACCGCGAAAUCGAACUUUCCGAGGUGAGGGUCAUCAAUUGGGAUGAUUUCUCAACCGCAGCGCUUUGGCACACAACCUGGAAGAAUAGCUCUUCGGUGCUCGUUGAAUGGAAAUACUACAACCCUGACCUUACGAGCAACUCGAGAGCAAACUUUCAGCUGACCGCCGAUAGAGUUCGAAUGCUAGUGCAACUUCUCACGAGCGAGUAUAAACCGCGGGAGUUCGAGGUGCUCGAUUGCAUAGGAUACAUCCACGAUGGGCAUCGUUCCCGCUUUGGGAUCGUAUAUCGGCUCUACGAUUGGACCCAGGUGAACUCGCCUGGGCGAUUGGAGAUAUUCGGUUCGAAGGUCUGGUUCACACUUUCAGAAGUGAUCAGGGAGAAUCCGAAGAUGCCUGUUCUAGGACAUCGUUUACAGCUCGCUCUGACCUUGCUCAAGAGCAUGAUCCAACUGCACGCGACAGGUUGGUAUCACAAAGGAUAUGAUUCGGAAAAGGUGGUAUUCUUCCUCAGGAAUAUGUCGUCCGGAGGACAAGAAAGUUCGCCGACACAAUCAGCGUCGUCGAUUGGCGUUGACAUUCGAAGACCGAAACUGAUUGGCUUCGACUAUUCCCGGCCCAUCCAGCGUUCAGAAUUCUCCGAGUUCACCGACCAGUUCUUGCUCAAUCACUCUGAAAAGCAUACGCAUCCGGACUACCUUGCGUUAUCUGGGGAAGAGUCGGAUGCAAAAUCUAAUCCUGGUUAUCGAGCGGAGUAUGACAUGUAUUCGCUCGGCUGCGUUCUGCUGGAGAUCGGUUUGUGGCGGCCUCUAUCGGUUCUCUGGAAGCCCGAGUACAAAACAGAUCUAGCAGCAUGGAAAGACAGACUAUGUCGCAAGUUCGUUCCCGACCUCGGAGGACGCUGUGGCGAGAGAUACCAGCUCGUAGUCCACAGUCUCCUGACGCAAAUUGACGCUGCGACCUCGCCGGGAACUGCACCUUUGUCAAAUUUUGAGCUGCUACAGCUGAUGGAAGAAAUCCACACGUGA
Molecule: messenger RNA, 1701 nt
Organism: Exophiala spinifera
Lineage: Eukaryota; Fungi; Ascomycota; Eurotiomycetes; Chaetothyriales; Herpotrichiellaceae
Exons: 1
Coding region: 1-1701 (566 amino acids)
Source: RefSeq, a predicted model, not a curated record